Molecule: messenger RNA, 1269 nt
Organism: Gossypium raimondii (Peruvian cotton)
Lineage: Eukaryota; Viridiplantae; Streptophyta; Magnoliopsida; Malvales; Malvaceae
Product: NADPH-dependent aldo-keto reductase, chloroplastic
Exons: 7
Coding region: 80-1027 (315 amino acids)
Cellular component (GO): cytosol
Molecular function (GO): aldose reductase (NADPH) activity
Source: RefSeq, a predicted model, not a curated record
CUGACUACAAGGUGCUCUUUGUAUUUUAGCGUUUCGCAUUUUGCGUCCAAACCAAGCGCUUUCUCUUUGUUCCAUCCAGAUGGCGAAUGCAAUCAAGUUCUUCGAGUUGAACACCGGAGCCAAGAUUCCGUCCGUAGGCUUGGGGACUUGGCAGUCUGAACCUGGCCUCGUUGGCGCCGCCGUUGCCGCCGCCGUAAAGAUCGGAUACCGCCAUAUCGACUGCGCUCAAGUGUACGGAAACGAAAAGGAGAUUGGGGUGGUUUUUAAGAAGCUGUUUGAAGACGGUGUGGUUAAACGUGAGGAGCUGUUUAUCACCUCCAAACUCUGGUGUACUGAUCAUUCACCUGAAGACGUGCCGGCUGCAUUAGAGCGAACUUUGCGGGAUCUUCAGCUUGACUAUGUUGAUUUAUACCUUAUCCAUUGGCCCGUUCGGAUGAAGAAAGGAUCAGCUGGCUUUAAGCCUGAAAACUUUAUUCAGCCGGACAUACCUAGCACGUGGCGAGCAAUGGAAGCACUCUAUGACUCUGGUAAAGCUCGGGCUCUUGGUGUUAGUAAUUUCUCUUCAAAGAAAUUGGGGGAUCUGCUUGCUGUGGCACGUGUUCCUCCUGCUGUCAACCAGGUUGAGUGUCAUCCUUCAUGGCAGCAGGCUAAGCUACGUGAAUUUUGCAAAUCCAAGGGAGUUCACUUAUCGGGUUAUUCACCCCUGGGUUCUCCGGGCACAACAUGGCUCAAGAGUGAUGUUCUUAAGCACCCAAUUCUAAAUAUGGUUGCACAGAAAUUAGGCAAAACUCCUGCACAAGUUGCACUGCGCUGGGGCCUGCAAAUGGGUCAUAGUGUGCUUCCAAAGAGCACACAUGAAGAGAGGAUCAAGGAGAACUUUAAUGUCUUUGAUUGGUCUAUUCCCGAGGACUUAUUUGCCAAGCUUUCUGAAAUUGAACAGGCACGAUUGCUCAGGGGAAAUUCAUUUGUGCAUGAGACUUUUGGUCCAUACAGGACUGUUGAAGAACUUUGGGAUGGUGAGAUUUGAGUGACUGAAUAAUACAGGAGCAGUGGAGCAGAAGCAGAUAUAUAAAAGAGGAAAAGCGAACCUGUUUGUGGUGAGGGGGAAAAAGAGUGAAAAGGGGGAUGUUUUUAGUACUUUUUCUUUUCUUCCUAUUGUUUUGUUUCUAUCAAUAUCAGUAACUAGGAUGGCCGAUGGAUGCAUCGCUCGGGUAUUUUGUGCUCGACAACUAUAAUAAUAGUUUCGAAAUUGAUCUUGGCAUUGUUUAA